Mizuhopecten yessoensis (Yesso scallop) is the source of this 2316-nucleotide messenger RNA. RefSeq lists its product as uncharacterized. Gene Ontology annotation, biological process: sleep; regulation of synaptic transmission, cholinergic; positive regulation of voltage-gated potassium channel activity. The transcript is spliced from 4 exons. NCBI's taxonomy places the organism in Eukaryota, Metazoa, Mollusca, Bivalvia, Pectinida, Pectinidae. The coding region runs from base 501 to 1013 and encodes 170 amino acids. The record is from RefSeq and is a predicted model, not a curated record.
GGUUGUGUGGUGGGGAGAGAAGCGGUACGACACACACCCUGUAUUUGUUGAUAUGUCUAGUGUCCGUGCAAACAUCAACCCACCAUUACCUUUCCCUACACGUGUUAAUUAUUGAUACCAUCAGGACAGAUUGGUAACCGAUCAUCAGGUACAGAUUACGCCGUACAUAAAUAUGACCUUCUACCACAGAAUUUCUGUGUGAAAUAUUGACUUUGGGCCAUCAAUUGAUCCCUCUCUUUCAGUACUGAGGCGUGAUACAGUUAUUAGUAAAUUGUUUGUAACUGUUACUGUUAACGGAUUAUACUACAACGCACCAUGCAUAGUGGGAACGCUUGUUUGGUUCCAACCGGAAGUCAACUGUCAAUGCCAUGUUCUGCGUUACUGGUCAGAAUGACCAGUGACAGGAUGUGACAUCAUUGAUCUGUGCUGUACAUGCGUAAACGUAUGAUGCCUCGAUAUCGCGCUGACCCUGACCUCCAUAUUCUGACCACGUGAAAAAUAUGUGGCCAAAGGCGGAAGUUCACCCCAUGGCCGGUCUGGUCAUCUGGCUCCUGUUGUGUUUAGCUUUGGAAGCCGACGCCAUUGGAUGCUUCCAGUGCACUUCCGUCAACAAGGGAAAUGCCGCAUGCGAAGACUCUUUUAACAAUACAGACGACAAAUACUAUAUUUCCGAUUGCUGGGCUAGUCGUAAUGGGCGCCAUGGUCUCUUUCCCGCCACCGAGUGUAUAAAAAUGAUUGCCAAUGAUGAUUCAACUGGGUUUUCGCUGGUGGUGCGGGACUGUGUGGUAGAUAAUGGCGGUACUAACUCGGAGACAGAGAUCGGACGACAGAGCCACUGUGGAUGGAUGAGGGAGAUACAGUAUAACGACAAGAGGAUGAAGGGAUGCAUCCUCAGCUGUAACUCCGACGGCUGUAAUGGCGCGUCUGGACUGAGGACUUUGCACGUGCAGACGCUUGUUUUAUUGGUGCUUGUAACUAAAUCGGCGACACGGAAAAUAUUGUGCAACAGCUGAUGGGUGCAUGCCAACGGCAUCGCAGUGUUUCGUGAUGUUUAAAAGGAGUUCUGGUGACGAUUUUUGUUACUAGAUUUUAGCGUGCUCAGUCAGUUAAGGUUGUAAUAGCACAUAUUUCUAAACAAAUAUAUUUCAUCUCGAAGGACAUUGUGUGACAAAUAACCUAUCUGAGAUAACGCUAAACAUGUAUAAUUCUUGCCUGUCUUGUGCAAGUUACUAUUUAUGUAUGAGCGUCUGCGUUUUUGAUGCUUUUUACGUGUCUCGGUGCAUAUUAGACAAAUGCACACCAGGACUAGCUGGAUACAGUUUAAAUCUACAAGAUUUCUAGCGCUUAUGGUGUAUCAUAAUAACGUAUUAUAUACACACGAACGUGUUUUAAUGGAGUUAUUCAUUAAAAGGUGUGCUACUCCUCAAUAAACUGAAGUAAAGCUAGAAUGUUUUCCCUUUCGUACAAUGUAGAUUCGUCUGUUAUAUACUAAAGUAUUCUACGAAAUUGUAUGCAUAGCGAUAGCAGAAUGAGAAUGAAUGAAGUGCUGAUCUACACGACUGAAAUGUAUUCAGACUCAGCUAAUGGACAGAAUUACAGGCAUUUAAUCAUCUUACCAUAGAAUAUAAAACAGUUUUGGACUUGAUUACUAAGAUAUAAUUGAUGCUAUCCGCUGUUGUCCGUUUCUUUUAGUAGUAUCAUAAUGUGAUAACAUUAUUUGUAUAAUAGAUGUCGCAUGGUAAACUCUUAUCGUCCAUUUUUUAACUUAGUUGUGUUAAUCUCUGUAAAUACUAAGUUGUUGUUGUUGAAACGGUUUACUAGUCGUGUUGCAAAUAUCUUUCCUAGAUUUGAUAGGGCGGCUACAUAUACAGUACUUUAUUGAAAUAGUAUACUUUCGUGAAAUGCACGUGUUAACGGUCACUGUUAUGUAGAAGUAGUUUCGGAAUCAUCUAUUAAUUCUAUUAUUCGAAUUCGAAUUGGAAGCGUUGACAUUUCUACAUUCUCUACUUUCUAUAUACAUUAAAGUUAUUUCACUGUUGUUGAACAUUGAGUUGAUCAGGCCUUUACAGCGAGUUGGUGACAUGAAUUUAUCAUUAACGGAGGAAUGUGUUCACGGAUCCAGUAACUAUAUACAGCAUCAAUAUUUUCUAUCCCAUACAGCGUCAAUGAAGUAUAUCAAAUGUCAUCAUAUCAGUUAGAAAUCAUGUAACAUUUGUAACCGUUUUAGAUGAAAUGUAAUAUAGGUAUUUGUAUAUACAUAAAUUGGAAUUUUUAGCCCACCAUCAGAUGAUGGUGGGCUAUUCAAAUCACCCUGCG